Penicillium diatomitis is the source of this 2268-nucleotide messenger RNA. RefSeq lists its product as uncharacterized. Gene Ontology annotation, biological process: protein modification process. Gene Ontology annotation, cellular component: P-body. The transcript is spliced from 4 exons. The record is from RefSeq and is a predicted model, not a curated record. Bases 1 to 2268 code for a protein of 755 amino acids. NCBI's taxonomy places the organism in Eukaryota, Fungi, Ascomycota, Eurotiomycetes, Eurotiales, Aspergillaceae. Gene Ontology annotation, molecular function: hydrolase activity.
AUGCAUAUUCUGGUCACAAAUGACGACGGUCCACCAUCGAACCAAUCCUCGCCCUACGUGCACUCGUUGGUGCACUCGCUUCAAGCCGCGGGCCAUAUAGUCUCUGUGGUGCUUCCGCAUCAGCAGCGAUCAUGGAUUGGCAAGGCGCACAUCGUGGGUGCAUCCGUCAAGCCUACAUACUUUCGCCCGGGCACCUUGCAUCAGGAGGAUGGAACCACACACCACUUGCCGAAGGGAAGCAACGGCGAGCCUGACGACGGCGGCGACGAGUGGAUCUUGAUUGAUUCGACCCCGGCAAGCUGUGUGCAGAUUGGUCUUUAUCAUUACUUCCAAGACAAGGGACCCAUUGAUGUUGUCGUGUCUGGUCCAAAUUAUGGCCGUAACACGACGGCGCUCUUCGCGCUGUCUAGCGGCACAAUUGGUGGCGCCAUGGAGGGUGCUGUGUGUGGGAAGCGCUCGAUCGCCCUGUCGUAUGCCUUCAGCUCUCGGAACCAUGACCCUGUCAUCAUCUCAGAAGCCUCAGAACACUCCGUGAAGGUGAUUGAGUAUCUUUGCGCGAAUUGGGUUGAGGGCGUCGACCUGUACAGUGUCAACGUUCCCCUGGAGCCUGGUGUGAGCAAGAACAAGGUGCUCUACACGGAAAUGCUGGAGAACAAGUGGUCUUCCGGAAGCUGUUUCCAAGCAGCUGAUCCAAACACUGGGAACGAUCCAGAACUUGAGGAGCAGCGACUGCGUGACGAGGGUGAGAUGACUGGAAACCAGCCGGCAGCAGCCGAGACUUCAGCGGACAAAUCUGUUGGGAAACCCAGAAUCAAACACAAGCACUUCAAGUGGGCGCCUAGCUUUCAAGACGUGUAUAGAAGUGUCGAGGAAGGCCCUGCUGGCAAUGAUGGCUGGGUCGUGAAGGAGCAAAUGACAAGUGUGACCCCCCUCAAGGCGAGCUUCAAGCACAUGCCCGGUCUGACGGGAGAGAUCAAGCUAUCUGAUAAGCAGUCCACGGUCUUCUCCGUCGUCGACUGUGACGAUCCCUAUGUUCAAGCUCUGGUCGAGCGAGCUCUCAGUCGCCGUCUCGACGGUGAUGUGCGCAGUCAGCGUAUUGACAAUCUAUCUGAACUUGCCGAUUCGAAAGCCCCGAUUUUCCAGUACUGCGAAUACGAACGCUUGGACUUCGAUCAUAUGAUGUCGCAUCCUUCGACUUCUCUCGUUAACGCAUACGUCAUCCGCAAAGCACUUAUUCGCAAGCAUUACCUGUCCAACACGAUUGCCAAUUGGAUUUCCAAGCACCCGAACAGCAUCUUGCGCAAGCACUUCAAGCCCGCCUUUGACUUUGAACUUGAUUACUCUGAAUUCCUCGAUGAAGCGCUUCUCGAGGCUUACGAAUUGCGCGAAAGUCUAGAAAAAAACGAAGAGCGACCUGAUUCUGAGAAAGAGUGGUGGAUCUUGAAACCCGGAAUGAGUGACCGCGGACAGGGCAUUCGAUUGUUCAGCACAGAGGAUGAACUGCGUGCGAUCUUUGAGGAAUGGGACGAAGAAUCAGAUGUCGACGAGGAGAGUGAUACCGAGGCCGAUGGUCCUACACAAGUCUCCGCGUCCGCUCACGAUGAUGGCCUGGUCACCUCUCAAUUGCGUCAUUUCAUGGCUCAGCCAUACAUCGAUCCUCCGUUGCUCCUUCCGUCCUCCUCGCAUCGCAAAUUCCACAUCCGCGCGUACGUCCUUGCGACGGGGUCGCUUAAAGUCUAUGUGUUCAAAGAGAUGCUCGCUCUCUUCGCUGCUAAGACGUAUUGUGCACCUCACGAAGAAGAGGAUGAGGUGAAAGAUCUGGCCCGGCAUUUGACCAAUACUUGUUUCCAAGAGGGCGGCAGCUCCAACGAGGGUAGCGUACGUGCUUUCUGGGAUCUGGAUCACCACGUGCCCGGACUUUCCGAAGACUGGAAGGAGCAAAUCUUCAGCCAGAUCUGUGCUGUUACAGGAGAGGUCUUUGAGGCCGCUGCGCGGGGCAUGAUGGUGCAUUUUCAGACCCUACCCAAUGCUUUUGAGAUUUUUGGCGUGGACUUCCUGGUGGAUGCGACUGGCAAUGCGUGGUUGCUUGAGUUCAACGCGUUCCCUGACUUCGGACAGACAGGUGAAGAUCUGAAAGAGGUCGUUGUUGGGCGUUUAUUCGAAGAAGUGGUCGACGUUGCUGUGAAACCAUUCUUUGGCCUAGGGAAAGGUGCAGGCCAAGGGGGCAUGAAACUCGUUGCUGACCUGGAUUUGGGACGGCACGCAUAG